AUCAUGGCAAUCGUCGCCGCCAUGUUCCUCAUCUCAGCCGUCCUCUCUCUCUACUCUCGCAAAUGCUCCGACCGGCAAUCGCAGACACGUGGCAACAGGCUCGACCUCGCCGCUCCUACCGGCGCAGGCGGUAACCCGUCGAAUGCCGAAUCCAACGGCCUCGACCAAGCCACCAUAGAAACCUUCCCCACGUUCCUCUACUCCGACGUGAAGGGUCUCAAAAUCGGAAACGACACGCUGGCAUGCGCCGUGUGCUUGAACGAGUUCCAAGACGAGGAAACCCUCCGCAUGAUCCCCAAGUGCUGCCACGUGUACCACUCCGAUUGCAUCGACGUUUGGUUAGCCUCCCACUCCACGUGCCCGGUUUGUCGCGCCAACCUCGUUCCACAACCCGAAGACAUAAACAUGCCUCCGAUGUUGUCCAUUCAGAUACCCGAUGAUGAGGAACGUGACCACGAACAUGAACAUCAAAGUGAACAUGACAUUAGUGAAGAACAUAAGAGAGAGAGUGACGCGGAAUCACCAAUGGUGGACUUGCUUCGUAGGGUUCGCUCGUUGCAUCAGAGCCGUCCAUCAUUGUCGAGAUCAACGGGGUUUCUAUCUUCGCUUUUGUUUCCGCGGUCGAACUCGUUGGGUCAAUUGGUGCAGCCUGGGGAGAACUAUGAGAGGUUUACGCUACGGUUACCCGAGGAGGUACGAAGCCAGAUGAUGAACUCGACGCUGAAGCGUGCGAAGAGUUGCGUGUGCUUUACGAGAAUGAGCAGUGACACGCGGGGGUAUAGGACGAGAAGCGUGGGAAGUGGACGUGGGAGAGGGUGUGUGCAGUAUGAGAGGUUUGGUGGUGAGGUACAGUGGGGUUUCCCUUUGACGCCACCGAGUCUCGUUAGGAAUAACGGUUGGAACAGAUCCAUGAAAAAAUCACAGGUUCAGCGUUCGGGUGUGGCUUUCGAUAAUAAUCUUGCUGGUGAACGAUCCUCUGAUUUCUUGCGUCUUGCUCCAUAGAAGU
Messenger RNA from Cajanus cajan (pigeon pea), 1006 nucleotides. NCBI's taxonomy places the organism in Eukaryota, Viridiplantae, Streptophyta, Magnoliopsida, Fabales, Fabaceae. The record is from RefSeq and is a predicted model, not a curated record.